This is a messenger RNA of Cryptotermes secundus, 1591 nucleotides long. RefSeq names its product charged multivesicular body protein 6. Gene Ontology annotation, biological process: vacuolar transport. NCBI's taxonomy places the organism in Eukaryota, Metazoa, Arthropoda, Insecta, Blattodea, Kalotermitidae. The coding region runs from base 1194 to 1499 and encodes 101 amino acids. The transcript has 3 exons. The record is from RefSeq and is a predicted model, not a curated record.
GGCUCUACUGGAGGCUGGAGACUGCUGUUAUUGCUGUUAUGGUGGAGUUAAAUAGUUCUAUGUGUAUUUGUUUGUCUUUUGAGAAGGAAUGUGCGGUUUGAAUGUAUAAGUGUUGGGCCUUAUCGGCUCUUGCACCGCGACCUGCAGUGAUCUAUUGUGCGGUUUAAUACUGUUUCUGUAGCAAGAAAUUUGAAAAUCUAGAAACGCUACAAAAUCGGGACUCAAGGUGUCUUGUCUGUACAGCAGUUGCCUGCCAGUCAGGUGUUAUGAGUUUUGAGUAAAGAGGUUCGGUAUGAAUUUGUUGGUGUUUUGAGAAGGAAUGAUCGGUUUAAUACUCUUUCUAUGACAUGAAAUUUCAAAAAACGAAAUGCCCUUCUGUUUCUUGAGAAUGACGCACAGGUAGCAGCACAUUACGAAUGGCGCCCGCGGGUCUACAAGUAACGCUAAAAUUUCAGGUCUGUGUGGCUGAUGGCUGUCAUUCAGCUGUUUGUCGCUGUUAUGGUGCAGUAAAAUGGUUCGGUGCGAGUUUGUUUGUGUCUUGAGAAGGAAUGUGCAGUUUAAUACUUUUUCUGUGACUUAAUAAAAAUCCAAACAUCCGUUCUGUUUCUUGAGAAGGACGCACAGGUAGCAGCACUUUAGGAAUGGCGCCGCUGUGUCCGCAAUUUCGUGUGUUAGCAGUAGGUAGCUGUCAGUCGGUUGUUAUCGAUGCCAUCGUGGAGUGAAAUGGUUUUGUGCGAGCUUGUUUGUGUUGUGAAAAAAAGAAUGUACCGUUUAGUACUGUGUAUGUGACAGGUAACAAAAAUUCAAAUUGGUGUUCUGUGUUUUUGAUAAUGACGCAGAGGUAGCAGCACAUUAUGCUUGGCGCCACGGUGCCCACUAAUUACGCUUCAAAUUCGCAUCUUGACGUGUUGUCUGUGAAGGAGUUGGCGUUUAUGCCCAUGUAAAAAUGUUCGGUGUGAAUAUUUUGGUGUUUUGAGAAUGAAUGUGCAGCUUAAUAUUAACUUUGUAACUUGUAGUUUUACAGAAGUUCUGUUUGUAGAGAAUGAGGCACAGGUGGCAGCACGUUGGCAUGCAACCACGGAACCCACUAAUGAUGUUACAGUUACGCUUCUACAGGUGUGUGAAGUCAAGUGUGAAUAACGGUCAGUCAGUCAGUUUGGUCUUUAAUUUGUAAUACUGGUGUAUAAGUAAGAAUGGGCUUGUUAUUUUGCAAGAGUAAGAAGACAAGGAGUAAGGAGGAGGAAAUAGAGAGAUUCGUUUUGGGACUAAAGCGGCAGAGAGAUGGAAUGAUCGAAUAUCAGAGGAGGACAAGAAAAUGUCUGCGAAAAGAUAGAGAAGUGACGAUUAAACUACUGAAAGAUGGAAAAGAAGAUCAUGCGAAGAUACUGAUGAAAAAGGUGAAGUGCCAAGAGCGAGAUCUUCAAGCGUCUUAUGGCCAGCUGAGAAACUUGCAGGAGCUUGUGUACACCAUGGAAAUGGCCCUAAUUUUAUGCAGAUAAGGUUUCUUCGUUCUAAUAAAAGUAACUGAUGUGCUUAGGUUGCAUACAAGGAGUAGCACAUCUAAAGUUUCAUAGUUAACCAAAACUAAAUU